Molecule: messenger RNA, 984 nt
Organism: Diceros bicornis minor
Lineage: Eukaryota; Metazoa; Chordata; Mammalia; Perissodactyla; Rhinocerotidae
Gene: NRN1L
Product: neuritin 1 like
Exons: 3
Coding region: 348-878 (176 amino acids)
Biological process (GO): neuron projection extension; nervous system development
Cellular component (GO): plasma membrane
Source: RefSeq, a predicted model, not a curated record
UUCCCUGCCUCCUCUCUUCUCCUUGUGUGGAGCUCUGUCUAGGCCAACCUACCCCAGCAGCCUGGACACCGACCCUCAUCUGCACAACUGCCCUCCCAGAUCUCCCCUCCCCAUCUUCCGGGGCGAGGGCCCUGGGGGUCAGCUCAUCAUUGCUCUGUACCCUGGGCUCCUCUCCCCUGGGGGGUCGUUCCGCUCUCUUUUGCCAAUCUGGGUACUGGGGGCGGGGCCGACGGCUUGCUUUGGAGCCCCGCCUCCGGCUCCCAUCCAAUCACAGUCCCUCCUUCCGGGAGCUGGGCUGAAGGGCUAGCUCCAAGCUGCUGGCUUUGGCACUAGGCUCCCAGCCGGGAAUGAUGCGCUGCUGCUACUGCUGCUGCUCUCACCACCGCCAGCAACCGCCCCGUGCGCUGGGGCUGUUGCUGCUGCUGCUGCUGCUGCUGCUGCCGCCGCCGCCACCACUCGUCCUUGUAUCUCCCCUGGCAGCAGCCACAGCGGGCCCAGGCCGCUGUGACACCAUAUACCAGGGCUUCGCCGAGUGUCUCAUCCGCUUAGGGGACGGCAUGGGCCGCGGAGGCGAGCUGGAAACCGUCUGCAGGUCUUGGAAUGACUUCCACACCUGCGCCUCGGGAGUCCUGUCGGGCUGUCCGGAGGAGGCGGCCGCCGUGUGGGAGUCGCUACAGCAAGAAGCUCGCCGGGCCCCGCACCCGGAUAAUUUGCACGCUCUGUGCGGCGCUCCUGUGCGUGUCCAGGAGCGUGGCGCGGGCCCCGAGACCAACCAGGAGACGCUGCGGGCGACAGCGCCCGCACCCACCCCGGCCCCCGCGCCCCCGCUAUUGGCGGCCGCUCUGGCGCUCGCCUGCCUCCUGGGGUCUCUGGCCUAGCCAACCGGUCGGGUAGCAGCGCCGCUGCCUCCAGCCCUGCUCUAGCGGCUAACGUCGGGGCUCUGCAGAGCGCAAUGCGCUUUCAUUAAAGGUAUUUAUAUUUGUA